Alligator mississippiensis (American alligator) is the source of this 7951-nucleotide messenger RNA. RefSeq names its product Rho guanine nucleotide exchange factor 10 (gene ARHGEF10). Gene Ontology annotation, molecular function: protein binding; guanyl-nucleotide exchange factor activity. Lineage: Eukaryota; Metazoa; Chordata; Crocodylia; Alligatoridae. The record is from RefSeq and is a predicted model, not a curated record. The transcript has 29 exons. Bases 466 to 4533 code for a protein of 1355 amino acids. Gene Ontology annotation, biological process: mitotic spindle assembly; actin cytoskeleton organization; positive regulation of stress fiber assembly. Gene Ontology annotation, cellular component: centrosome.
GGGCCGCCCCUUUCUUUGGAGCUGGAGAAACAAAAGCCGGGCUGGCGGGAGUCUCGCUGCGGGCUCGCGUGACACGUGGCCGGCGGGGCCGGGGCUGGACUGCGGGAAGGGCCCGGCCCACCGCGGGCGGCGGGAGACUGACGGGCGCCGCCGCCAAUCCGCGCCCGGCCGAGCCGCGCCGCGAGGGGCGAAGACGCGCGGGGCCGGAGGAGCGGGUGGCCGCCGGGCCCCCCGCCAGCAUCGGCUGCUGGUAGCGGGCGGGGGCGGCGCUGUUGCCAGGUGCCCCGAGCCCGCCCGAGGCUCGCGCCGGGCUCCGCGUUGGGCGCAGCGGGGGCGCUGGGGCCCCUCCUGGGCUAUGAGCCAGCCCGCUUGAGCCUGGCAGCAUCCCCCGGGCUCGGGGCGUGUCGCUUGCUCGGGGGGUUUCAUUUCUGUUAAAGUGACCAGAGCAUUCGUGAAUACAGUAUAAUGGAUGCAGAAGAAUUUCCUCCUCCCCCACCACCUGAAGUUCUAGAAAAUGAAUUAGAAGUCAGUGGUACAAAUGAAGAUGAGGAAGAAGGGGAGCCAUUCGAUUUGGAUAGCGGAGAUGAGAUACCGGAAGCAGACAGACAAGCCCUCAUGCCACGCAGUUCUGACUCUAGGUGUAAUAUAGAACAUGAAGAGACUAGCUCCACAGGGGAUGAAAAUGUAGUUAAAACUGAGAGAGUGCAAACAUCAGAAUCCAGGACACAGGGUGCCCCAACAAAAGUAAACCCUUACUCUGUCAUAAAUAUUUCACCAAUCCAAGAAAAGGAUCAGUCUUCAUCACCAGAACCCAGUCCUCAAGAUGAAAGUACAAGCACUAACAUGUCAGGUGGAUAUUCUGUUCCUGUGCCUUGUGGCUAUGCUGUACCAUCCAAUUUACCAUUGAUACUACCAGCGUACUCCAGUCCUGUUAUAAUACGCAGUGUUUCUGUGGAUGAAGAAGCAGGUAUGCAGACAGCAGCUGAAGAUUGCCAUUUUAAUUCUUUAAGCUCAGAAGACCCACAAAAUAGUGAAGACAACCAGGUCAGUAAAGAUAAUGAUGCUCUAGCCAAAUGGGUUGCAGAUCCUGCAAAUACAGCAUGGAUGGAAAAUCCAGAUGAAGUAAUUUAUGAUGAUGUGCCAAGGGAAAAUUCUGACUCCGAACCAGAGGAAAUGAUUUACGAUGAUGUUGAGAAUGGUGACGAUGGUGGAAACAGCUCUCUAGACUAUGGAUGGAGUUCGAGUGAGUUUGAAAGCUAUGAAGAACAAAGUGACUCCGAGUGUAAGAAUGGAGUUCCCAGCUCCUUUUUGCGAGGCAACCACAAGAGACAUCUUUCUCAUGACCUAACCCGUUUAAAGGAGCACUAUGAGAAAAAGAUGAAAGAUUUGAUGGCAAACACUGUGGGAGCAUUAGAGAUUCAGCAACUAAAGCAAAAACAUGAGCUGAAGAUGCAAAAACUCAUGAGGGCUGCUAGAGAAGGUACCAAAGAUGGACUUGAAAAGACUAAAGCAGCUGUGAAGAAGGGUCGUUCAUUCAUUAGGACCAAAUCCUUUAUUUCUCAAGAUCAUAGAUCACUCUGUCUGGAAGAAGAUGAAUUACAUUUAUUCAUUGAUGUAGAUUGUAUGCAUACAGAAGCAAUUAUGACUCCUAUGCCUGAAGGAUUAUCACAGCAACAGGUUGUGAGAAGAUACAUUUUGGGCUCUGUGGUUGACAGUGAGAAGAAUUAUGUGGAUGCUCUCAAAAGAAUUCUAGAGCAAUAUGAGAAGCCCCUAUCAGAAAUGGAACCAAAAUUACUGAGUGAAAGGAAACUCAAAAUGGUCUUUUAUCGAAUCAAAGAAAUUCUUCAGUGCCAUUCAAUGUUUCAGAUAGCACUGGCCAGUCGGGUGUCUGACUGGGAUUCUGUUGAAAUGAUUGGAGAUGUCUUUGUUGCUUCAUUUUCUAAAUCGAUGGUGCUAGAUGCUUAUAGUGAAUAUGUAAAUAAUUUCAGUACAGCAGUGGGGAUUCUCAAGAAAACAUGUGCCACUAAGCCUGCCUUUCUAGAUUUUUUAAAGCAAUGCCAGGAGUCAAGCCCUGAUCGAAUCACACUCUAUGGGUUAAUGAUGAAACCCAUACAGCGCUUCCCACAAUUCAUUCUUUUGCUUCAGGAUAUGUUAAAGAAUACUACUAAAGGACAUCCUGACAGGCUGCCUCUACAGAUGGCUCUUACCGAGCUGGAAACGUUGGCAGAGAAAUUAAAUGAGAGGAAAAGGGAUGCAGAUCAGCGCUGCGAAAUAAAACAAAUAGCAAAAGCCAUGAACGAACGCUAUCUGAAUAAGUUACUCAGCAGUGGAAACAGAUACCUCAUACGGACUGAUGAUAUGAUAGAAACAGUUUACAAUGACAAGGGAGAAAUUGUCAAAACCAAAGAACGACGACUCUUCAUGUUGAAUGAUGUACUGAUGUGUGCAACAGUCAGUGCACGGUCUUCGUAUGAAAGUAGUGGCAUUGUGGCAACUGGCCAAAGGUAUUUAUUAAAAUGGAGUGUGCCUCUUGGACAAGUAGAAGUCAUUGAAUAUGGCAGCAGUGAAGGACAAGGAGAGAAUUGCAGGUUCCCACCUCAGCAUUCUGCAGAGAAUGUUGUUGUCAGUGUUAAGCCAAACAAACUGUAUAUGGGGCCAGGGCAGCUAUACCAUGAUUUGCAGAAUCUCUUGCAUGAUUUGAAUGUAAUCGGUCAAAUUAGUCAACUGAUAGGCAGCCUUAAAGGAAACUAUCAGAACUUAAAUCAGUCAGUGGCUCAUGACUGGACGUCAGGUUUACAAAAACUGAUAUUGAAAAAGGAAGAUGAAAUCAGAGCUGCAGAUCGCUGUAGAAUUCAACUGCAGCUUCCAGGGAAGCAGGACAAGUCUGGGAGACCUACUUUCUUUACUGCAGUGUUCAAUACAUUUACCCCUGCCAUCAAACAAUCUUGGAUCAACAAUUUACAAAUGGCUAAGCUUGCCCUUGCGGAAGAAAACCUCUUGGGUUGGUUCUGUGCAGAAGAUGAUGGCAAUCAAAUCAAGAAAGAAAAGCACCCCCUCCUUGUUAGACAUAUGCCAGUCAUGAUGGCUAAACAACAGGAGUUUAAGAUUGAAUGUGCUGCAUAUAAUCCUGAACCUUAUGUCUCUAGUGAAACUGAGCCAGAUUCAUGUUCCAUGGAGCAUGGCUUUCUUUGGAUUGGCAGUUGUACUAAUCAAAUGGGACAAAUUGCAAUUGUCUCAUUUCAAAACUCCAACCCCAAGGUUAUAGAGUGCUUUAAUGUUGAAUCGCGCAUCCUCUGCAUGGUCUACAUUCCAGACAAAGAGAAACCAAGAGAGUUAAAUGUGGUUCCUGAGUCAGAAAAUGGGGCUAGAAAGGCUUCCAGUGUGCCUACUAUUUGCCUGGGCAUGGAAGAAGGAAGCAUUUCUGUCUACAAAAGUCAUCAAGGCUCAAAGAAAUUUCGACUUCAACACUUUUUCACACCUGAAAAAUCAACAGUCAUGAGCCUAGCGUACAUGUCCCAGUACUUGUUUGCUGGUUUGGUUAAUGGGAACAUCACAAUCUACACAAAAGCAGAAGAUGGAAACUGGAACCCAGAACCUGAAAAAGUAGUAAAGCUAGGGGUUCUACCAGUCAGAAGCCUACUUGUGAUGGAAGAGACCAUAUGGGCGGCAUCUGGUGGACAAAUUUUUAUAAUCAGUACUGAGACCCAUUCUGUGGAGCACUAUUUUGAAGCUCAUCAAGAGGAGGGGAUGGUGAUCUCACAUAUGGCUGUUGCUGGAGUAGGAAUCUGGAUUGCAUUCACAUCUGGAUCUACACUCCGCUUGUUCCACACUGAAACUCUGAAGCACCUUCAGGAUAUUAAUAUUGCCACUCCUAUUCACAAUAUUUUGUCAGGACAGCAGCGUGUUUCUGUGACCAGUCUACUAGUAUGCCAUGGUUUAUUGCUGGUUGGAACAAAUCUGGGAAUUAUAGUAGCAUUACCAGUGCCUCGUCUGCAAGGAAUUCCAAAAGUGACUGGGAGGGGAAUGGUAUCCUAUCAUGCACAUAAUGGCCCAGUCAAAUUCCUUAUUAUGGCUGCAGCCCUAAACAAGAAAAACAGAAGCAAAUCCAGAAGCAGUCUGCCUCGAAGCACAGAAACUAAUGAUGAUGAUCAAAAGAAUGCUCUGCGUAAUGAGAGACCGGGUUCUGCCUUAAGUAAUAUUCAGGAUACUGGAGUUUGGCUGGGAGGUUCAGCUGGAUCCAUUACACAAAGGAGUGACUUAUCUUCAUCUUCUGGGUCCCUAGAUCCAUUACCUCAUGGAUCAAAUUCCGUGGAACAUAGAACUGAGGACAGUACCAUAUAUGAGCUUUUAAAGGAUCAAAACAUUUCACUUAAAAAUAAAAGACAGAGAUCCAAGAAAAUGAAAGCAAGCUCAGUAUUAGUUAUUUCUGGAGGUCAAGGACACAGAAGAAUAAACAAGAAGUCCAAGCAGCAGAGACAGGAUGAACUCGUAUCUUCUGUGAUGGUUUGGCAGAUUCCAUUACUAAACAUCUGAGUGACUGAAACAAUGAUAAAUAGUGAAUUUUUUUUUUUUUUUACAAAGUCAUUUGACUUCAUUCCUAAACUCUCUGGUUGUUGAAGCUAUUUUCUGAUGUAAAGAGAUUUCUGCUGUAAUCUUCUUACAGUGAAUGUCAAGCUAACGGCCCAGCUGUGCUGCCUUUACUCAGAUGAGCAAUCCGUUGAAGUAAGUUGGAUUGAUCACAUAAGUAACAGCUGCAAAGUAGAACCAUCAACCAUUCAAAACAUGCUGCAGUAUUAUGAUAGUGGAAACAUUUAGUUGAUGAUCUGUCUGAAGCUUAAACUGUUACAGAUAUAGCACUCUUUUAAAUGGUUUUAGCAUCUCCACUUUAUUUAUAUUCACUUUAUAUUUGCAUACUUAUGAUCGCUAGCACUUGGGUGAGGGGCAAGGAAUACAUACUAUUUUACAUGCUAUUUUUUGCCUACGUAAGUCAGCUAUUUUUUAAUUUAAAGUGACAUAUAGCAUGCACUCUACAUUUUAACAAAUUAGGAAAUAUUUUAAACAAAUAUUCAAAUUAAGCUAAUGAGUUAAUUGGGAAAUUGCUAUGUAAUUUGUAGUAUGAUCCCAUAAGGCAUGUUUGGUUUUGGCCAAGAACUUAACAGGAAGAUAUACCCUGUGUCUCAAAACAAAUUAAAAGUACACUAAUAAUUACUAAUGCUCAGCACAGUAUUAUUCAAAAAUGUGUGUUAUCAGCAUGGAUAGGUAUGAUGUCUAUGUUGUAUACCUGUAGGAUUUUGCACAUGAUGAUUAGGAAUAAAUAGAAAAUGCAACAGAAAUUCAGAUUGUAGAUACAGAAUAGAUGUGCAUUCUAAUCAACUGCUUGGUAUACUUGUUUGUAGUAUGUUCCAUUGCUGGCAAUGGAUUGUGCUUCCAGUAUCAAAACUAUAUAGAAAAUAUGUGUAAUUUUUAAAAUGCAUACACUUGCAUUUUGUAAUAGUAGUAAAGUAACUAAAAUGAAGAGACUUAUAGUUAUGCAGUGAGUUUUAUAGUGAGUUCAUAUCGAGCAUAAAACCAUAUUAAUAUAUCAAUACCUAUGGGAAGUACACAUCACCAGUGUGGGUAUGCAUCGGAAAUCAGUUGAUGUGCACUUCACACAUGACUACAGGCAAAUGUCUGUAGACUGAUGUGUGUUCUAGUGUACCUUCACACAGGAAGGACGUGGCCUUCUUUUAGAAGUAUUUGUCCCUUCUAAGCCUGACAGAAUUACAGGUGAAGAGCAUUUUCCAAGUUCACAGUAUGAAAGUAGAGCUGGACUUGGAACAUAAUGUAACAGACUCUGUGCUAUAUUCGUUUUGUCCUGGUGGUUGCUGGGUACUCUUUUAGUGUUGAGUGGCCAGAUUGCAAGUAGUACCUUGGUCAUAUAGCCUUAUCUAACAAGUAACUUAUAGUCUUUGUUGUAUGUUGGUUCAUUCAUUGAGCGUGCAUUCAUUGAGGGUCUAUAGAUCAAAUUACUUUAUAGUAUGGAUUUGCCUCCUUUGUGCACAUAAAAAUGAGACAAAGCCUACAAUGCAGAGGACUACCUCCAAGUACAUAGUCUUCAGUAUGGAUGUUUACCCGAAUGAGAGGCGAGUUAUGAGACAUCCUCUUUGUAUGUCAGUGUAGUGUGAGACAGAGAGGCCAGGUAAAUGUAGCACUAUAAGCAUUUGGGUUUCUUAAGACCUCUAUAACCUAUGACCAUCAAUGUGGUAUAAGAGCAUAAAAUAUGACCGGCAUAUUUCCAACACGGAAUGAAUGUCAGAUGUUUACAUUGCUCAGAAUCAAGCAAGUAACUUGAGGAGUCCAUUGCCUGAAUGAUGGACGUAGACUUUGGCACUAUUCUUAUUCCCCAACUUGAGGUGGGGAGGGAAGGGGACUCCAUAUACUUUGAACUAUGUCCAUCAUUUUUAAUACAAACUGCUUAAUCUCACUAAGAUUUCUUAGAAUCUGAUCUAAAACAAUCAGUGUCACCCAUGAUUACAGUCUCUUUUCCAAAACAUUCAAUUCUAGUUUUAAACAGUACAAGAAAGAAAAGCUUGAAUCCUGUUGCUAAGCAGUAGAUAAACACUUCCAAAAUAAUCAAUAUUUCUUUUUGGGGGGAGGGGGGGGAAUAGUGAUGCCCUAAAAUUUAAUUCUACAGCUGAUUCAUUGGGACUUGUUCUCUAAAUAUUCACAGCAUUUGCUUUCAAAAUAAAAUCCAGAACAUUUUUAAAAACUCAAAACUCUUGGUACCAUAUUGAAAAUUUAAAAACACAUCCUUCACUCAAUUUCUCUUUCAGUGCCAUUAUCACCUAGGGCCCAAAUCUUGCCAUCUGUUUUUUUGUGACCAGGGACCUUGUGUCAGCACAGAGCCCCACUGACUUCGGUGGGAUUCUGUACGGCUUGAAGGUCAAUUGCAGUAAUGGGGCCUGUGUUGUCUCUCAUGCCCAUCCCUGAAAUGUAUGCUUAUUUUGUUUUGUCCCUGGCUUAUUUUAUCAAUGUACUAUAUUGUUAUUAAGUAUUGUUUACUUCAAAGUAAAAGAAUUUUGACAUGCUUUCCUGUGUAAAUCAUGCAUGGUUUGAUUUCCCUUUGCUUCUCUGCAAACUGAAGGCCCCAGGCCUGAUUCUUCAAGCCUCUCUUGUGUAGGAGGCUGCCUGUGAGGUUUCAAGGGUUGCACCCAUUUACACAAUUCUAUUUUUGGUGAUAGUGGGCUGAGCCCACAAACUCUCUGCACUCUGAACUGGAAUUCCAGUUCAUAGAGGGUUCACAAGAUCUAGUGAUGGCCCAGGUACAACAAUGUAUUUUAAAGUUUUAGGAAACAGCCACCAUAUAUUCUAGCUGUAAUACAGUUGUCAUGCGUUCAUAACUGGUAAAAAACAUAGCACAAUCCUGCUCCUAUGAAAAUCAAUCUGAGUUUUGCCAUUGAGUUCCAUAGCAGCAGGAUUGGGCCUAUGAUUUCAUAUUUCUUAUAAGAUUUUUGCAAAUAAGCACUAUAUAAAUAUCAUUAGGCUAUGAGGUAAAAAGAAGCUUUACAGCUUAUUAUAAAACUAUACAUCAUUAUGAAUUCAAGCUCUAGCCAGUAACUAAGCACAACGUGCAAUGUUUGUUUUGUAAUAUACUGCUAAUUGGUAUUACAUUGCUUUGAAAUCAGAUGCAAACCAAAGGUACUUUUACAGCUGACAAGUAAAUUUUAUACAUGUAUUUGACCAUGUUGCUAAGUAGAUUAUAAUUUGUUUCAAUGUCACUUUAAUGUUUAGUAAUCAUGGAACAAUAUUAGGAGGAAAGGGGAAAUAAUGUAACCACUAUAGUAUGUAACAGUAUAUGUUUUCUAACAAAUAAUAGUGUCUAUGUUAUAACAUGAGCCAUAAACAUUAUGUAUUUAUGUCCAAAGUAAACUCGGCAAAAUCUUUAAUAAAAAACUGUGAAUAAAAAAUCUCA